This is a messenger RNA of Giardia duodenalis, 1374 nucleotides long. Its product is annotated as putative Transglutaminase/protease. The transcript has a single exon. Bases 1 to 1374 code for a protein of 457 amino acids. The record is from RefSeq and is a predicted model, not a curated record. NCBI's taxonomy places the organism in Eukaryota, Fornicata, Diplomonadida, Hexamitidae.
AUGUCCGGCCAAACGAUCCAGUUCGGGGUUCCUUGUGAGUUCCGCUAUCACAGGUCCGUUGUCGAGUCCCGCUAUAGAGAAGUCAUAGACAUCCUUGCGUCUGCUGCGGAGAGCUUCCUUCCCAGCGUCGUUAUCCCGGCCGACCUCAAGAUUUACGACCGGGAUAUGAAGGUUAUUAACAAGGCCUUUGAGCUCGACUAUCCAGAGAUCUGGUGGACUCGCCCGACUAACUACUCCCUGACCAAUGGAAUCGUGACGCGUGUCUCUUUCCAGGAAUUCGAUCAAGCAGAGGUGAGGCUCAAGCAUGCAACCAUUGAUCAGGCACUCGCCAAGUUCAAAGCAGAGCUAAGGCCGUCCAUGAGCCAGUAUGAGGUCGAGCGCUGCAUUCAUGAUUUCAUCGUCGCCUAUUGUGAGUACUCGGCUAACUCGAGCGGCCGCAGCAACCUGCACCGUGACCACACCAUCUACGGAUUCUUCAGCCGCCAGCUGGGCGUCUGUGAGUGCUAUACCGAGGUCUUCCUCUACCUGUGCAUCAACUGCGGAAUCAGAGCCCUCAAGAUCACCGGUCUUGGCCACAAUGGUCCUCAUGCCUGGAAUAUGGUGCGCUUGGAAGAUGACUGGUACCACGUAGAUGUUACCUGGGACGACCCGCUGACGCCGGAGCGCGGAGAGAAGAAUCACUUCAUCUCCCAUCUAUACAUGAACCUCUCUGACGAGUACAUCAGUAUCAACCAUCAGCCGAGCAGCGAAUUUGGAUACCCCAAGGCGAACUCCAUGAAGUACAACUACAACGUGAUGUCUGGCUCCUUCAUCAGCGCAGGUCUAUCGGACCACGCGCUCAUCGAAUCCGUGGCUCUUGCAUGCAUCACUUACCUUGACGCUGGAUAUAGCCAGUGUGAGUUUCUGUUUGACAAGAGAAUCAGGUGCGAGGCAACGAUUAGUAUGAUCAAGGAGAACUGCUACAACAUCCUCUACUACAUCAGGCAGAACACAGACCACAAGAUUGCUAUUAACAGCAUCAGCUUCACCGACGGGCGUGACGCCUUUCCUGCCCUUGGGUUCAAGUUUAAAUAUGACGACUCUAUCUUUGUUUGCAGGUCUAUCAAGUUGUCCUCCUUCAAUGAUAGGGAGCAGGAGGCGAUGAUCGCUGCCGUGGUUGCUGCCGUGGACUCCGGCAAAACGAGCGUCCUGUUUACUUUUGACGACAAGUUCUCGUUUAAUGCAACCAUGGAAAAGUUCAACGGAGUUGUCUUUCACGUGUUGGCUGAGGCCAAAAAGCGCUGUGCCAACGGCCGAUUCCAGGAAGGCACAUUCAACUACACCACGAAUUCGGACAGGCAUGCAUAUUGCCUGGUGCUCUCCACCUACUCUUAG